Molecule: messenger RNA, 195 nt
Organism: Cooperia oncophora
Lineage: Eukaryota; Metazoa; Nematoda; Chromadorea; Rhabditida; Trichostrongylidae
Source: the annotation of a GenBank genome assembly
AUGGAAAAUGGAGGCAUCGUCUUUUCCCAGGGAGAACUUUGGAAAGAACAACGACGUGUUUCGCUUCACAUACUUCGUGACUUUGGAAUGGGAAAGAGCGCAAUGGAAGAGCAGGGUUUGAUCUUUACUGUCUCGCUAACAGCUCACGCGGUGUCCUCAACCUCGAUAUUUAUAUUCGGCAGGGGAAGGGAGUGA